Equus quagga is the source of this 3550-nucleotide messenger RNA. It is a transcript of the gene CSTF2T, whose product is annotated as cleavage stimulation factor subunit 2 tau variant. The coding region runs from base 75 to 1919 and encodes 614 amino acids. Gene Ontology annotation, cellular component: mRNA cleavage and polyadenylation specificity factor complex. NCBI's taxonomy places the organism in Eukaryota, Metazoa, Chordata, Mammalia, Perissodactyla, Equidae. The transcript has a single exon. The record is from RefSeq and is a predicted model, not a curated record. Gene Ontology annotation, biological process: mRNA 3'-end processing. Gene Ontology annotation, molecular function: mRNA binding.
CAGCGGAAGCGUGGGUCGCCAGAGGACGACUCUGGGAAGACUCGGCUUUCCGUUGUGUCUGCACAACCGGAAUCAUGUCGAGUUUGGCGGUGAGAGACCCAGCCAUGGAUCGAUCACUGCGUUCCGUGUUCGUGGGGAACAUUCCGUAUGAGGCCACUGAGGAGCAGUUAAAGGACAUUUUCUCCGAGGUUGGUUCUGUUGUCAGUUUCCGGCUGGUAUACGAUCGAGAGACGGGAAAACCCAAGGGGUAUGGCUUCUGCGAGUAUCAAGACCAGGAGACCGCGCUUAGUGCCAUGCGGAACCUUAAUGGGCGGGAGUUCAGCGGGAGAGCGCUUCGGGUGGACAAUGCUGCCAGUGAAAAGAACAAGGAGGAGUUAAAGAGCCUAGGGCCUGCAGCGCCCAUCAUUGACUCCCCCUACGGGGACCCCAUCGAUCCGGAAGAUGCCCCAGAAUCAAUUACCAGGGCAGUUGCUAGUCUCCCCCCGGAGCAAAUGUUUGAGCUGAUGAAGCAGAUGAAGCUGUGUGUCCAAAACAGUCACCAGGAAGCUCGAAACAUGUUACUUCAAAACCCCCAACUGGCUUACGCCCUGUUACAGGCGCAAGUAGUGAUGAGGAUCAUGGAUCCAGAGAUUGCUUUGAAAAUUCUGCAUCGCAAGAUACAUGUCACACCGCUCAUCCCAGGCAAAUCUCAGCCUGUCUCUGGCCCUGGCCCUGGGAUCUGCCCAGGACCUAAUGUUCUACUGAACCAGCAGAAUCCUCCAGCCCCUCAGCCUCAGCAUUUGGCUAGAAGACCUGUGAAAGACAUCCCUCCUCUGAUGCAGACCCCUAUCCAGGGUGGAAUUCCAGCCCCAGGGCCAAUACCAACUGGGGUUCCCGGACCUGGUCCUGGUUCCUUAACUCCUGGUGGAGCAAUGCAGCCCCAAGUUGGAAUGCCAGGGGUUGGUCCUGUGCCUUUAGAGCGGGGACAGGUGCAGAUGUCGGAUCCUAGAGCUCCUAUGCCUCGUGGACCCAUGACUGCUGGUGGCCUGCCUCCUCGAGGACUGUUAGGAGAUGCACCAAAUGACCCACGUGGAGGGACUUUGCUCUCAGUCACUGGAGAAGUAGAGCCCAGAGGCUAUCUUGGCCCACCUCAUCAGGGUCCCCCUAUGCACCAUGCCUCUGGUCAUGACAACCGUGGCCCUUCCUCACAUGAGAUGAGGGGCGGGCCAUUAGCAGAUCCCAGACUGCUAAUUGGAGAGCCCAGAGGACCCAUGAUGGAUCAAAGGGGUCUACCUUUGGAUGGUAGAGGUAGUAGAGAUUCUCGAGGGAUGGAGACUCGAGCCAUGGAAACUGAGGUCUUAGAGACACGAGUAAUGGAGAGAAGAGGAAUGGAGACCUGUGCAAUGGAAGCCAGAGGGAUGGAAGCAAGAGGCAUGGAUGCAAGAGGAAUGGAGAUAAGGGGCCCUGGCCCCAGUUCGAGAGGCCCUAUGACUGGUGGAAUCCAGGGUCCUGGUCCCAUUAAUAUGGGGGCAGGUGGUCCUCAGGGACCCAGACAGGUCCCAAGCAUUUCAGGGGUGGGAAAUCCUGGAGCUGGCAUGCAGGGGGCAGGCAUACAAGGAGCAGGCAUGCAGGGAGCAGGCAUACAGGGAUCGGGCAUGCAGGGAGCGGGCAUGCAGGGAGCAGGCAUACAAGGAGUGGGCAUGCAGGGGGCCGGCAUACAAGGAACGGGCAUGCAGGGGGCAGGCAAGCAAGGUGGAGGCCAGCCUAGCAGUUUUAGUCCUGGGCAGAGCCAAGUAACUCCCCAGGAUCAAGAAAAGGCAGCUUUGAUCAUGCAGGUUCUUCAACUGACUGCAGAUCAGAUUGCCAUGCUGCCUCCUGAGCAAAGGCAGAGCAUCCUGAUUUUAAAGGAACAAAUCCAGAAGUCUACUGGAGCUUCUUGAAAGGUUUGGGGAAAUAUUUGGCAGUAGUCCCAGAAAGUUUUUCUGUAAUGAAGAAUGAAUGUAAAAAUCUGGCUUCUGUAUCUCCAAACUUGAAUGAUUUGACUUUCUCUCUUCCCAGAACCUAAUCUCAUUUCUUCUUGCUGUCUUUUUCUUUUUUCUAAUUUCCUUUUAAUUGGGGGGGGAGGGGGGAGGGGGAGGAGGGAGUGGGUGUGUUCACUUUAAUUCAUUGUAGAUAUACAAAAAUAACUUUCAACAUGAUAUUGUACCAAAUAAGAUUACAAAGAAGAUGCAGCAAUAUUAAAAAUGUCUACAAUAUGUUAACUACACCUUUUUAAAUAUCGAGUGAAACGAUGUGAAAACUGCACAUAAAGACUAAAAGAUGACCUGUUACAAUGGUAAUGUAGUAAUAGUUUAAGACUUUUGGUUGUAUAAGAAAAUAAAGAAGUUUACCUCAGAAUUAUACGAUAUAUUUUUUGGUAAGCCAUUUAAAAUACAAAAUCCUAUUUGAGGGCAAUAGAAUGCUGUAUUAGUUUAAGCAUUGUUUUAGUGUUUUGGAAUAAUUUUGAAGCGUUAGAGCUAACAGGAUAAGUCUCAGCUUGUGGUGUAGGAAUUGUUUUUUUCUAAAGCUAUGCUAUCUGAAAAGUCAAGGCAUGCAUCUGGUGUGACGUUUCUUUCAUUUAGCCCACCUUUCAGGGACCAGCAGUAUUCAGGCAUUGGGCUUUUCCUAAAUAGUGGAAAGCUGCAUGCAGUAAAGCUCUGUUUCCUGGUAGCUAGCUUCCAUACAGAUGGUAUCCAUCUGGUCAUCCUGAAUUAGGAGGUAAAACUCUUUAUCUCAGCAACAUUUAACAUGCCUUUUCAUUCUCUUAUUUCAAAAUCUACCUAUCACCAUCUUAGCAGAAUCAUUGAGGCCCAGAUAGGUCGAGAGAUUACUUGGAGCCUUAAUUCCCUGCUCAGUUGGUUAUUACUCACUUUACUUUUUACAAGUAAUAAAGCUAUCGAGUCCUAAUAUACAUACCCAUGAGACAUAUUUAAAAAUGAAGGUCCGGCUUAUAACAUUUCUUUAGAGCUACUACCUAAUUUAUUUUUAAGCCUUGAGGAUGUAGACACACAAAAAUUUGUAUUAUAGACCAAGUAGUAAUUAAUGGAACCGUAAACAAAUAACCAGGUGAUCUCACUCUGGAGAAGAAAAACCAGUAUCUAGUUAAGAGGAAAAAAUAUCAUUUAGUAUAAAGAGGGAGCUGAGACUUGGAAAUUGAGUUAUUUUCCCCUUGCAAAGUUUUUACAUCUUAAAUGGGUAAUUUACUCACUUUUUACAAAGUUUUUAUCCCUACGCUGUUGUCUCCUGCUACCUGUUUUUACUGUUGUUCAUAUUGUUAACUUUCCCAUGUUUUCUAUAUGCUUCCCCUAUAUUGGAGGGGAUGCCUCUCCUUUACUCUCUUUUAUGUGUGAUAGCUCUGGUUCUAGUAAUUCACAGAGUUGGCUUGAUUACUUUGAAAUUAUAAUUGUUUUAUCCCAAAGCUUUCACUGAAGGGCUCUAACUGAAAACUAUUAAAUGUUAUGCUCUUUGUUGUAGUAAAAUCUCUGCAUUGUUUAAUGCAGACUAAAUAAAAAGAAUGUACAAUUAAGGCUGA